This is a messenger RNA of Entelurus aequoreus (snake pipefish), 2287 nucleotides long. RefSeq names its product L-lactate dehydrogenase C chain. NCBI's taxonomy places the organism in Eukaryota, Metazoa, Chordata, Actinopteri, Syngnathiformes, Syngnathidae. The transcript has 8 exons. The record is from RefSeq and is a predicted model, not a curated record. Gene Ontology annotation, cellular component: cytoplasm. Gene Ontology annotation, biological process: carboxylic acid metabolic process. Gene Ontology annotation, molecular function: L-lactate dehydrogenase (NAD+) activity. Bases 159 to 1163 code for a protein of 334 amino acids.
AUCUUUUUAGGAAGGCAGAGGGAGAGGCUUAUGGACAAUUAAUUCCAGCAGGCUGUCGGCAACCACCGGAGCUGUGCCGCAGAUUUUCGGAAACAAGUGGACCACAGGGAAGACUCAUCUAGUUGUACACUUUGGACUGCUAUUUUGUCAGCUCUAAAAUGGCUUCCACGCUGGAGAAGCUCCUCACCCCGCUGUGCGGCGGUCCGCCCGAGCCGCCUAGGAAUAAAGUGACAGUGGUGGGAGUGGGACAGGUGGGCAUGGCCUGCGCUGUGAGCAUCCUGCUCAGGGAGCUGGCGGACGAGCUGGCACUGGUGGACGUGAUGGAGGAUAAAUUGAAGGGCGAGAUGAUGGACCUUCAGCAUGGAAGCCUCUUUCUCAAAACACCCAAAAUCGUCGCAGAUAAAGACUACUCGGUCACGGCCAACUCCCGCAUCGUGGUGGUGACUGCAGGCGUCCGUCAGCAGGAAGGCGAGAGCAGGCUCAACCUGGUCCAGAGAAACGUCAACAUCUUCAAGCACAUCAUCCCGCAGAUCACCCGAUACAGCCCAGAAUGCAUCAUCAUUGUGGUGUCCAACCCAGUGGACGUGCUGACCUACGUGACCUGGAAGCUGAGCGGCCUCCCCAAGCACCGAGUCUUUGGCAGCGGCACCAACUUGGACUCGGCCCGUUUCCGCUUCUUGAUGGCCGAGCAGCUGGGCGUCCACUCGAGCAGCUUCAACGGCUGGAUCCUGGGGGAGCAUGGCGACACCAGCGUACCUGUGUGGAGCGGAACCAACGUGGCCGGCGUCAACCUGCAGGCCUUCAACCCCAACAUUGGCGCUGACGGCGACGAGGAGAACUGGAAGGAGACGCACAAAAUGGUGGUGGACAGCGCCUACCAGGUCAUCAAACUGAAAGGCUACACCAACUGGGCCAUCGGCCUGAGCGUGGCCGACCUGACCGAGAGCAUCGUGAGGAACAUGAACAGGAUCCAUCCUGUCUCCACCAUGGUGCAGGGCAUGUACGGCAUCCCUGAGCACGUCUACCUCAGCCUGCCGUGCGUCUUGAACGGCGGGGGCGUGGCCAGCGUGGUCAACGUCACGCUGACAGACCAGGAAGUGGCCCAGCUGCGAGCCAGCGGCGCCACGCUCGGAAACAUCCAGAAGAAUCUGCAAGACAUCUGAGUAGUCAGUAGUAACUCUUUUUCUCCCUUUCAACUCCAGCUCAGGUCUCAUGGAAUCUAUACAUCCACUGACUUGCAACAGUCAAAGUCCACACUUUUAAACUUAUGCAGGCUCCAUCUACAAACUAGUUUUUGUCAUAAAUACACAUUAUAUUAAAGUCUUUUUGGCACAAAUAAAACAAAUAGUUUUAUUUUGUUUUCCGGCUAAAUGUUUGAUCAUUGUCUACAUUGUGGGUCUAACGUACCCACAAUGUUUGAUCAUUUUCCACAUUGUGGGACUAACGUACCCACAAUGUUUGAUCAUUUUCCACAAUGUACCCACAAUGUUUGAUCAUUUUCCACAUUGUGGUACUAACGUACACACAAUGUUUGAUCAUUUUCCACAAUGUACCCACAAUGUUUGAUCAUUUUCCACAUUGUGGAACUAACGUACCCACAAUGUUUGAUCAUUUUCCACAUUGUGGUACUAAUGUACCCACAAUGUUUGAUCAUUUUCCACAUUGUGGAACUAACGUACCCACAAUGUUUGAUCAUUUUCCACAUUGUGGUACUAAUGUACCCACAAUGUUUGAUCAUUUUCCACAUUGUGGAACUAACGUACCCACAAUGUUUGAUCAUUUUCCACAUUGUGGUACUAACGUACCCACAAUGUUUGAUCAUUUUCCACAUUGUGGGACUAACGUACCCACAAUGUUUGAUCAUUUUCCACAUUGUGGGACUAACGUACCCACAAUGUUUGAUCAUUUUCCACAAUGUACCCACAAUGUUUGAUCAUUUUCCACAUUGUGGUACUAACGUACCCACAAUGUUUGAUCAUUUUCCACAUUGUGGUACUAACGUACCCACAAUGUUUGAUCAUUUUCCACAUUGUGGGACUAAUGUACCCACAAUGUUUGAUCAUUUUCCACAAUGUACCCACAAUGUUUGAUCAUUUUCCACAUUGUGGUACUAACGUACACACAAUGUUUGAUCAUUUUCCACAUUGUGGGAUUAAUGUACCCACAAUGUUUGAUCAUUUUCCACAAUGUACCCACAAUGUUUGAUCAUUUUCCACAUUGUGGGACUAACGUACCCACAAUGUUUGAUCAUUUUCCACAUUGUGGGACUAACGUACCCACAAUGUUU